AUGCCCGAGGGCUUGGACAUUGACUUCAAGAGCCCGCUCAACGGCGUCGUCUCGGGGUAUGCCGAGCAGGUGCUCGUGUGCACGGGGCAGGACGAUUGGGUGUCGAGGAUCGAGGAGGAGAAUAGCGGGGAUAACCUCGCGGCGGAUUUGAAGGAGUUGUUUGGCCGCGGGGGGGAGUAUAGCGAUCCCUGGCACAACAUCUCAACCCUAAACGCCUCCUUCCCAUCUUCCGUACCAAAGCGGAGCGAGCUGCAGACCACGAGCGCCUACCUCCUCCCGAGCUUCAAGUACGUGCCGUUUCUGCCACGCGUCAGCUUCGAUAGCGUCCAGGCGCUCGCAAAGGGCUACCUACUCCCUGAGAAGCUGCACAAGAUGCACGACGGGAGCCUGUCGCCGAUCCACCGGGACCGGCUGACGCGUAAAGAGGCAUACCGGUCGCUGCUGUACGGGGUCCGGGACGUGGAGGAGGUGCUGGUGUUGAUUUGCGGGCACGGCGGGCGGGAUAUGCGGUGCGGCGUCAUGGGGCCCGUGUUGAGGGACGAGUUUGAGAGGAGGUUUGAGGGGGUUGGGGUCGGUGUUUUGAGGGGGCCUGUUGUGGUUGAUGAGAGUGGUGAGGAGACUGGGAGGAUUACGGCGCCUGAGGCGUCUACUGAGAGCGAUGGUGAUGAGAGGGGGUAUCAGAAGAUGUCGGCGAGGGUUGGGUUGAUUAGCCAUAUUGGCGGUCACAAGUUUGCGGGGAACAUCAUCAUCUAUAUCCCGCCCGGGCAGCUUAUGGCUAACGGGGAGAAGCAUCCUCUGGCUGGAAAGGGGAUCUGGUAUGGUCGGGUUGAGCCGAAGCACGUUGAGGGCAUCGUCAACGAGACGGUUCUCGGGGGCCGAGUCGUUGCUGACAUGUUUCGGGGUGGUAUUGACGAGGAUAGAAAGAUCAUCAGACUCUGA
Colletotrichum fioriniae is the source of this 939-nucleotide messenger RNA. RefSeq names its product Altered inheritance of mitochondria protein 32 (gene AIM32). Lineage: Eukaryota; Fungi; Ascomycota; Sordariomycetes; Glomerellales; Glomerellaceae. The record is from RefSeq and is a predicted model, not a curated record.